GUGAGAAAAUACUUGAGAAAUACUUCUCUAUAGAAAUACUUCUCUAUAUAUAGUUAGCAGGCAAUGUUGUGAACAAGAAAAGAAUUAGAGACACGGCUAAGAGAAGAGAAGAAAGGAGAGGAGAGGAGAAUAAAAGGGUUGGAACAAAAGAGAAAAUCUUACUAAAAGUCUAAGCAUUAUUGAAGGCAGAGAAAAUGUGAUCCCAAGAACACUGAAAUGGGCUUUCCAGAAAAAACCAUCCAUGGAAAUCUUCUGUGACCUUAUAUUUGAUAACGAUGAGUUUGAGUGGAAGAGCAUAGUGCCAACUGCACAAGAGAUGGAAAAUAUUCAAGGUGUUGCUGAAGCAAGGUUACUAGAUGAAGAACUAGGAUUACUGGAGGUGAUUAAAGCAGAUGGUAAAGAAAAGAGGAAGAAUAAACAAGUGGCAGCAAAGGGAAAGGGCAAACUGAGAACAAAAGAAGUUCUAGUUAACACCAAAAAGGGUAAGUUUGCAAGCACAAAGGGGAAAACACAGAAAGACAAACCAGAGUGCAGCUCUAAAGCAACUAAAAGGAAAGCGUCAAAGGAAACUGAUGAAGAUGAGAGUUAUGAGGAAAGUGAAGAAGAGAUUUCCAAGAGGGGAGUGAAGAAAAUGAUGCUGAGGAGAUUUGACCAACAAGUAAAACAAAAUUUCAAGAUGAUGGCAGAGUUAAGGGAUUUGAAGAACAAGCAAAACAAACAGGAGGUGAUGCUAACUAAGCUGAUUCGUUUGAUGAAGGAACUUUCAAAGAACGUGAAGAAGAUGAAUACAGAAGGAAAGGCAUCUAGAGCUGAAGAACUGAUAGAUGGCAACAAGGCUGGAAGUGAAAAGCAGACUCAAAGUAUCAACAACAAUGGACUUGAUGCAGAAGCAACAAAUGAAGAACCACCAAAACAACCACAAGUCCAGGAUGAGGCAACAGACAAUGUAGUCAUCCCCACACCUUGCAGUGGACCCGGUUUUAAAAUAUCAAAUAUGGAAGCAGAAACAGAAGAAAGUGGAAGCAGUGAGAAUGAAGGGGUCUUACAGCAAAAUAUUGAUUUGGACAAGAAUAAGAAUGAUGAACAGAUAGCCACAGCUGGCAAUGGAAGUAAAAGCACUGUAGGAGAUACCCAAGAAGAGGUCCAGGAGAAGAGCAAUGAUAAGGAAGAAGAAGCGAGGUUGAACAGAAGUGGUUCUAAAGAAAAUGAAAAGACAAAAACUAACAGUGGAGCAGAAAAAAACAAGAAAAGGGGAAAUGACAGAGAUGACGAAGAUGUUGAUACAGUUUGGAGUGAAGAAAAUACACAAUUCAUUAGAGAUUUGUGUAUGAAUGUAGACAUGAUUGAAAGACAAGUGUUUGGAGAAAAGAAGGAACAGGUGAACCAAAAAGUUGGAAGCAAAGUGCAGGAAACAUCUACACAAACUCAAAGAGCAAAGAGGACUGCCAAAUCUCCUGUCAGGUACACACCAGCAGGGCAGACAGCUGACGCAAAAAGAAGAAGGAAGGAAAAGGCCAAAAGAAUAGAAGAAGAGGAAUUCUUACCACCACGUAAAGUGAUCUAUGGACCCUUCUCAGAAGACCCAACCGAUCCUAUUGAUGAACAGCAAGCCAAACUAUUCAGCCAAUACCUCCAGAUUGGGCUUUUGAAGGUUCCAAAGAAAGAGAAAAAUGAAACUAGAAGAUAUAAGAAUGAUGAUGAAAAGUUGAUCACUAAACCGCUUGUUUUGGACAUGAUGAAGAUAGAGUCAAAAACUUGGUUGCAUGACCUGUGGUUAAACCAUCAAUGGCUAAAAGACACGCAUGUAGAAGUCGGGAUGUACUAUCUGGAAAUGAAGAGAGUACACUUCAAGUUGAAGCAAAAGUACUCAACCACAGGGCCAUUUUUCAUUCAAAUUAUAAAGAGGGAGCAUGACAUGAUCUUAGAUGGAAAGACCACACUCAAAGAAGCAGCAGACAAAGAAAUUCUGUCCCAAUACAUUCUAGGAACUGCAACAAACUUCUCCCUGCACUGGGCAGAUUGUGACUUCGUUUAUAUGCCAUUGAACACAGGAAGUCAUUGGGUGUUGUUGGUCUUUGUGGUCAAGGAAAGAAAGAUUAAAGUGUACAACUCAAACAAGAGAAGAAGCGACUCACUACGUGAUAUUCUGCAAUACAAAAAUUGUAUUACAAAAAUGCUACCCAAAAUUCUCGAUUUCCACAAUGUCUAUGAAGCAAUUGAUGAAGAGCCAAUGGGAAAGAGAGAGAUUCUUAUUGAGGGUGUUGCAGACUGCCCACAACAAGACACAUCGGGAAAUUGUGGAAUGUAUUUACUCAAAAUUGCAGAAUUCUUGAUGAUGGAUAUGGACUUAUGCGAGCUGACAGCUGAUGGCAUGGGGAUGUUCAGAAAGAAGAUGGUGUUAGAGUUGAUUGAGUACAGCAACAAAAGGUUGAGCGAGGGAACAAAAAAAUAGAAAGAAAUAUGUAAAAUGGUGGGGUUAACGAAUACUGUUUUUUGCUUAAAUGGAUAUGUAAUUGGGGUCGAGUGGGUAUGUUUGGCUUGACAUUUCUGGUUGUGUUUAUUUCUGUUACUUUGGAAAAGUUAAAAGUAUUAAACAAUGACAACUAUUAUCACCACUUUGUUUUGUCAGCUUAUUUCUAUUGAGGAGAUGGCAUUUAUUG
This is a messenger RNA of Cuscuta epithymum, 2660 nucleotides long. The record is from the annotation of a GenBank genome assembly. Lineage: Eukaryota; Viridiplantae; Streptophyta; Magnoliopsida; Solanales; Convolvulaceae.